UCAGCAACGCAGCGCCGCGGCGGGGCUGGUUGCUAGGGGCGGCCAUGGACGCCUCCGCCCGGCCCUGGCCACCGCCGCUGGGCGCCUACGCGGAGGAGCGGGAGCUCUUCCGGCUCCUGCAGAACAUGCUUGAAGAACUGUUAAUUCAUAAGCCAGAUGAUCCCAUUCAGUAUAUGAUAAACCAUUUAAAGCAAAACAACGACGAUGCUCCAAGAGUUUGUGUACUUGGCCCACCUGCUUCUGGGAAAACUACAGUUGCAAUGUGGCUUUGUAAACAUUUGGAUGCCAUACGUGUAUCUCAGGAGACUUUGUUAUUCAAGGAAAUACUAGCGCUGACAAAGGAAGCAAAGGCGUAUCAAGAAAGAAAACAGAAAAUUCCCAACGCGCUUUGGGCCAAUCUGAUCCAGGAACGUCUGUCAAACGUGGACUGCAUCAAACAAGGAUGGAUUUUGGAAGGCUUCCCUGAAAAUCAGGAACAGGCAUGGAUGCUGCAAUCAUCUGGCAUCAUUCCUAGGCAUGUUGUUGUGCUUUAUGCCCCAGACACUGUGCUGAUUGAGAGGAACAGUGGGAAGAGGCUUGAUCCCUUCACAGAAGAGGUGUACCAUACAACCUUUGACUGGCCAAGUGAUCUGCUGGUACAGCAACGUUUGGUGAAACCAGAAGAUCUAUCUGAAGAGGAGAUGUCAAAGAAACUGCUGAAAUAUCACAGAAACUUCCCCGAGGUUUUCCAGAUCUACCAAAAAGUUUUGAAAUCGAUCAAUGCAGACCAGCCUUCAAUGGAUGUCCUUUCACAGGUUCUGACCUAUGUCCAAACACGUCACCGAUCAGCUGCCCCCUUUACACCACGGAUUCUUUUUUGUGGACCCCCAGGCAGCGGGAAGAGCCUGCAGGCAGCACUAAUAGCUCAGAAAUACGGUGUUGUCAACAUUUGCUGUGGGCAACUGUUAAAGGAAGCUGUUGCAGACAAGACGAAACUUGGAGAACUCGUUAAGCCUUAUAUUGACAACGGAUACCCAGUCCCAGACAACCUCGUUAUGAAGAUCCUGGCAGAACGCCUAAAUGCACUAGACUGCAUGACCAAUGGUUGGGUGCUUUGUGGCUUCCCAAGAGACAUAGAGCAGGGAGAACAGCUGCAAAAAUCACAUAUUAUUCCAAACAGGAUAUUUUUCUUUAAUCUCCCCUAUGAGUCCAUCAUGGAACGACUGUCUCAGCGGAGGAUUGAUCCUGUCACUGGGGAAAGAUACCACACUACAUUCAGACCAGCACCCACACCGGAGAUCCAAGCCCGUCUCAGGCAGAACCCUAGAGACAAGGAAGAAAAUAUUGAGAAGCGUGUGGAAACCUAUUACAGGAAUGUCAAGGAGCUGGAGGAUUUUUAUGAAGAUGCCUUUUAUGUCAACGCUGACCAAGACCCACAUGCUGUCUUUGAGUUUAUAGAAAGCUGUGUCAUUAAGCCCCUUCCAUGCAAAAAAUUAAAAAGCUUAUAAUUAGUAAGGGUGACUUCUGGGACGGUUGGUUUUAAACUCUUCCCUGUCAUGUUUGCAGUCCGGUCACUGCCGUGGCAGGUUAUCACAAAUGAAGAGGAAGUCGGGCAAGCCGUGGUGAAUCUGAAGCUCACCAGGGCUGAGCAAAGCACAGAGAGUAAGAAAUUGUGCUUUAGGGGAAUUUUUUUCGGCUUUUGUUUUGUGAUCCAAGGUACGAAGCACUGUGGCUAGGGAAGUUCCUAUGUUUAACUCAAGACCUUUUUCUGAUUCUGUGAUUCAGUGAAUAGUAGUUUUGUCUUAACUAUGUAAUACCCAUGAAGCCAAUUUGGUGCAUUAAAGCUAAUAGAUGUG
Molecule: messenger RNA, 1835 nt
Organism: Phalacrocorax carbo (great cormorant)
Lineage: Eukaryota; Metazoa; Chordata; Aves; Suliformes; Phalacrocoracidae
Source: RefSeq, a predicted model, not a curated record